UCAGUCGGCCGACAGACGAAGAGGACGCGUCGCAUCAGCAGGGGUCAGCCGGUAGAUGAAGGCCAUCCGAAGAAACCGCCCCAUCGCCCGCCACUCCUCGCCACUGCCCCGCUCCAGCAGAUAGAUCACCUUCAAGCCGGCCUCCGAAUCACCGCCAAUGUCAAAGGCCAACACGUCCGCCAGCCCAAGUUGACGGAGGGCUUUGUGGAUGUGCUGCUGGACGGCGUUGAGCAGGGUGCUGUUGACGGUCUCCGCAGUGUGGCCCAGCAGCUCCUGUUGCCGAGUGCGGGUGGCGAUCUGCGAGCGGAGAGCGGCUCGUUUGGCAUCGUCAGUCGCCAUGGCCAUGGCGGCCAUCUUGCUGAUGGGCAAUGACAGGUCAAAGAGGUCGGCGGGCUGGAAGAGGGCAGGGCUGGGGGGACGGGACGAGAGCGCCGCACCAGUGGGUUGCAUCGGGAGUGUCCUGAGGUCUCAGGCGAGGGAUGGUGCUGAGAGAUCUGCAGCCACAGGACAGACACAAACAGCUC
This is a messenger RNA of Vitrella brassicaformis, 524 nucleotides long. NCBI's taxonomy places the organism in Eukaryota, Vitrellaceae. The record is from the annotation of a GenBank genome assembly.